GCUCCAAAAAACAUCAGCCAAAAAGGCUGCACCUUUUGUCAGCCAAUUAUUUUACAAAAUGUUUUAUUUUGCAGUAGAAAAGAUGGAUUGUGAGAUAUGGGACAUAUGAGUUAUUUCAGCUGCUUCUCAAAGAACAGGAAAAGAAAAUGUAAUUUAAUUCACUUGGAGGAAGAACAAAACAAACAAACCUUUGCUUUUUUAAACAGAAAAAAAAAGCAGCAGGACAUCAGUCAAUGCCCUAUCUUCAAACAGUAUCUGAAGGACAUCAGGGAAACUCAGGAAUUGUAGUGAAAAUGAGGAGGAUUUGUGAAGAUAUGGAGAACAUUAUGUAGUUAAAGUCCUGACCCAUAAUUAGGUUUGCCUCCUGUCCCUUCUACAUCAACAACAAGCUUUGCAGAAUUUUCCAUUAGGGAACGGAUGAGAGAAAAAUUAAAAGCUGCAAGGUCGAAAGCAGAAAGUGCUUUACUACAAGAAGUCCCCAGUCCACAACCAAGGCGCUUAAAAAGCCUCAGACAGAGGGAAUCCGAAAACAGAGGGGAUAAAAAGUCUGAUGAAGAUGAGUCAAGACAGAUGCAGGAAGAUCAAUCCCAGACAUCUCCUAGAGUCAAGUUUCACGAUUCUGUCAAAAAGCUCAAGCAAAAGUCACAUGUCCAGACUGAUUUUCCUUCUGCUGAAGAAGCAUAUAAUUUUUUUACUUUCAAUUUUGAUCCUGAACCAGAGAAUAUAAAGGAUGAAAAUAAGAGCAAGAAAAAGAGUGAAUUAAAUCAGGAGGAGGAAGAACAGGAAUCUGUAGUAAACUAUCAGCAAGAACAAACAGAGGAUGAAAUGGAUGAAGAGGACUGCCUUGUUAAUGAUAAAGAUUUAUUCAUUAUCAGUCAAAUGGCUCCUGAUUUUCUAGUAGUAAAACCUGCAGAUUACAAAAGCUAUUCUGAGCAACUACAGAAAGAAAGAGAAUUUUUGUUCAUUCCAAGCAUUCUAACAGUUCCUAUGUCUCAGAAGGUGCCUGAAAACAUGCAGCCACGGUACCUAGAAGAUGAGGGUCUUUACAUAGGAGAAAGGCCCGUUGUAUCACUAUCUAAUCAAAACAUUCUAGAGAACAGAAUACUGAGAGAGGAGCAGGGGAAAAGAUGGUUUGGAGAUGAUGGCAAACUCUUAGCAUUGCCUAGUCCAAUUAAACAAUCUUCUACAAGACCUCCAAUAUUUUCAUUGGAGGAAGGCAUUGAACCUGAACUUGAAACAUUGUAUAGAAAGGCAAUAAAACCUAUGCAUGCCAACCAAUAUAUUAUCGGGUCUGGAGAUACUCAGGGACAGUUUCAACUGGACAUUGAUGUUUCUGGGUUAAUAUUCACCCAUCAUCCCUGUUUUAGCCGUGAACAUGUUCUGGCAGCCAAAUUGGCUCAAUUGUAUGAUCAAUAUCUAGCAAGAAGACAACAAAACCUUACCAAACUCCUUACAGAUAAGCUACAUGCUCUGAGGAAUGCUGUACAGAAUAGUUUGGAUAUCAGUGGAAUCAAUGUCCCUACCCUUGUAGCACGACAGAGAUUAACUGAAUAUAAAUUUGAAAUAAGGAAAACCAGAAGACUUCGUGAUGCAGAACAAGAAAAAGAUCGAACAUUGCUGAAAACUAUUAUAAAAGUUUGGAAGGAAAUUAAAUCCCUGCGUGACUUUCAGAAGUUUACUAACACACCCAUCAAGCUUUAUUUGAGAAAGGAAGAGGUUGACCAGAGAUCAGAUAAAAAAAAUUAUGAAGCAGAAAUUGAGGCUGAAAUAAAUGAGCUAUUAGAAGAAUAUAUGGAAGAGUAUGAAAAAAAAAAGGAAGAAUACAAAACUGAGCUACAAGAGUGGAAAUCCUGGAAAAAGGCACAGAAAACCAAGAAGAAAAUGAAAAUAAAACAAAGUCAAGACCAAGAGGAAGAAGAAGCGACGGAGGAGUCAGAGUAUGGCGAGGAACCAGUAAAACCCAUCCUUCCUAAAAUGGCUGAUAGACUGGAGGUAGAGCAGCAAGUUAGAGAAAAAGCCCUCAACAUAAGGAGGAAACCUGGAGAACCUGUUUUAAUUCCUGAGUUGAGCCUGACAGGAAGCAUAACGCCAAAUGAUUUGUGUCCUAGGGCAGAAGUUUUAAGACGAGAAGAUGUAAAGAAACGUUUAGUAUUUUUAAAAGUUCUUUUCAACACUAAAGAAGUGUCGAGGACUGUCACCCGGCAAAUAAGCUCAGACUUCAGAGUUCACUUUGGGCAAAUUUUCAAUCUGAAAAUAUUCAAUUGGCCAGAAAGUUUGAAACUUCAGAUAUACGAAACUAUGGGACUCAGCAGCACCACUAUGUUAGCAGAAGUGUUUAUACCUAUUCCUGAGACUACAGUUCUCACUGGUAGAGCUCGUACAGAAGAAAUAGAGUUUAGCAGCAGCCAGCGUGUGAUGUUGGACCAUGAAGGAGUUGGGAGCGGUGUGCCAUUUUCAUUUGAAGCUGAUGGCAGUAAUAAGAUUACUUUAAUGACCUCUGGCAAAGUGUCCAAUAGUGUUUCCUGGGCAGUUGGAGACAAUGGAGUACCCUUAAUUCCUCUAGCAUCCCAGCAGAACAUAGGGAUUCCAAGUGCUUUAAAAAAUAUUGAUGCCAUUGCAUCUAUUGGCACAUCAGGCUUAACUGACAUGAAGAAAUUAGCCAAGUGGGCAGCAGAAACAAAGUUGGAUCCAAAUGACCCCAAAAAUGCAGAUUUGAUGCAGUUGAUAAUGGUUGCCACUACUGGAGAUGGUUGUGUUCCUGGUUUCUUCAGACUGGAGCAAUUGCAGCAAGAAUUUAAUUUUGUUUCCGAUGAGGAACUUAACAGAUCAAAAAGAUUCCGACUCCUACAACUCAGACACAGAGAGGUGGCAGAGUUCCGUAAUUAUAAACAAGUCCCUUUACUUGAAAGAGAAAUAACUGAAAAACUUUUUGAGAACUAUGAGAAAAGGCUCCGUGAAAGGGAUAUAAUUGACAACAAGGAUCACCUAGAUGCACACAGAGCAUUAGUUGCCAAGUAUUUCCAGAAGGUUAGAGAAUCAGUGAUAAACCGGUUCCUAAUAGCAAAACACCAUUUCCUUCUCUCUGACCUGGUAAAUGAAGAAGAGGUUCCUAGUCUUGGUAUUUUAGGGCUCAGUCUUUUUAAACUAGCAGAAGCAAAGCGACCAUUAAAGCCAAGAAGAAAGGAGAGAAAGAAAGUUACAGCACAGAAUCUGUCAGAUGGAGACAUAAAUCUUUUAGUGAAUAUCAUCAGAGCUCAUGAUAUUCCAGUGAGAAAACCUGUUUUAAGCAAGCUUCAGCAGCCAUCCAGAUCUUCAAGGUCCUUUAAUGAGAUGUUUGCAGCUUCUCCAUCACUUCAGAGCCCAACCCAUAGUGUUGAUUGGGCUUUCAACCAGGUUUUAGUCCGUCCUUUUGUAGAAGUUUCUUUUCAGCGAUCUGUCUGCAGGACCACAACAGCAGAAGGGCCAAACCCCAACUGGAAUGAGGAACUUGAACUUCCUUUUAGAGCUCCUAAUGGUGACUACAGCACCACAAGUCUGCAAUCAGUGAAGGAUGAAGUGUUCAUUAACAUUUUUGAUGAAGUUCUCUGUGAUGUCUUAGAGGACGAUCGUGAAAGAGGAAGUGGAAUCUACACUCGCGUGGAGAGACAUUGGCUGGGAUGUGUUCGGAUUCCAUUUUCUACCAUAUACUUUCAAACAAGGAUUGAUGGUACUUUUAAGAUAGAUAUCCCUCCAAUACUUCUUGGCUACAGUAAAGAAAAGAACCUAGGAAAUGAGAGAGGUUAUGAUUCUGUCCGAAGUCCGAGUGAGGGAUCCUACAUAACACUGUUUAUUACUAUUGAACCACAGCUUAUUCCUGGAGAUCCAGUUCGAGAAAAGUUUGAUACCCAGGAAGAUGAGAAGUUGCUCCAAGCAGCAGAGAAGUAUCAGGCUGAAUGUACAUUGAAGUUUCCAAGCCGCCAAUGCCUGAUAACUGUAGUCGACUUAAAUGGGAAAACAGUUUUUAUUACCAGAUAUAUCAAACCUCUGAACCCACCACAGGAGCUACUUAAUGGUCAUACUAAUAAUUCUCAAGCAGCAGCAGAGUUGGUGGCUCGAUAUGUUGCUUUGAUUCCUUUCCUGCCAGAUAGUGUGUCAUUUGCUGGAAUCUGUGACUUAUGGAGUACAUCAGAUCAAUUUCUUGAUCUUCUGGCUGGUGAUGAGGAGGAGCAUGCUGUGCUUUUGUGUAAUUAUUUUCUUGCUAUGGGCAAAAAAGCUUGGAUAAUAAUCGGAAAUGCUAUUCCUGAGGGGCCAACUGCAUAUGUAUUAAGCUGGGAGCAACAUCAGUACGUGAUUUGGAAUCCCAGUAAUGGACGUUGUUACGGACAGUUUGACACUUUCUGUCCAUUGCAAAGUGUGGGCUGUUUGAUUAGCUUUGAUAAUAAAUCUUUUGACAAAGUCUGUGGCCAAAAGCUUGUGAGAAGACUUAAGAGUCAUGAAAGGACUAUGAUCUGGUUUAAUAUCCAACGGUAUGAGUCCCCAGUAAGGAUAAAUUUUGACAUCAGCAAACCCAAACUAUGGAAACCUUUCUUUUCACAAAGCUUACCAUAUCCUGGCCUCUCCAGUGUCCAGCCUGAAGAAUUAAUUUACCAACAUACAGACAAGGCUGCUGCAUUAGAACUGCAGGGCAGGAUCGAAAAGAUACUGAAAGAGAAGAUUAUGGAGUGGAGACCAAGGCAUCUAACACGUUGGAACAGAUACUGUACCUCUGCACUUCGUCAUUUCCUGCCUCUUCUGGAACAGUUCCAAGGAAAAGCUGUAGAAGAUGACCAUCAGACAGAACUACAAAAACAGCUGGGAGAUUACAAGGUUACUGGAUUUCCUAUUCAUAUGCCAUUUUCUGAAAUUAAACCUUUAAUAGAAGCUGUACAUAGUACUGGAGUCCAUAACAUCGACAUUUCAAAUGCAGAAUUUGCUCUAGCGGUAUACGUUCAUGCUUAUCCCAACAAUGUUCUCUCUGUGUGGAUUUACAUUGCUUCACUUGCACGUAAUAGAUAAAAAAAAAAGUCUAUGCUGGAAUAAAGGCAUUAAAUGAGACAGCAACACCAUGUCAGAGAAAUGUUUUGCUGUAAAAAAAAAAAAA
Messenger RNA from Pelodiscus sinensis (Chinese soft-shelled turtle), 5119 nucleotides. NCBI's taxonomy places the organism in Eukaryota, Metazoa, Chordata, Testudines, Trionychidae. The record is from RefSeq and is a predicted model, not a curated record.